Bipolaris zeicola 26-R-13 is the source of this 1659-nucleotide messenger RNA. RefSeq lists its product as uncharacterized. Gene Ontology annotation, cellular component: membrane. Bases 1 to 1659 code for a protein of 552 amino acids. Lineage: Eukaryota; Fungi; Ascomycota; Dothideomycetes; Pleosporales; Pleosporaceae. Gene Ontology annotation, molecular function: carbohydrate:proton symporter activity. The record is from RefSeq and is a predicted model, not a curated record. The transcript has 3 exons. Gene Ontology annotation, biological process: carbohydrate transport; transmembrane transport.
AUGUGGAACCCCUGGCGUGAGAACUUGAAGGACACCCCCAAGGAGAGCCUGAACUGGCGUCUCUGGUAUGGUGUCUUUGUCUUUGGAAUCAUGGGUGCUGCCCGUGGUAUUGACGAAGGUCUGAUCGGCACAACCGCUGAACUCAUUCCUUUUCAGAAGAAGUUUGGUCUCGCAGACAACCACAAGAGCGAGCAUGAAAAGGCAGAGCUCUUGUCUAACAUCACCUCCAUGGUGCAGAUGGGAUCCAUUCUGGGAUCCUUGAUCGCCUUUUUCAUCACUGAUAAGAUUGGCCGUCUCUGGGCUACACGCCAACUCUGCAUCAUCUGGGUCAUUGGCAUCACUAUCUUCCUCACUAGCUCCUUGACUGGAUCUAUUGGCCAGAUCUACGUCGGAAGAUUUAUCGCGGGUGUCGGAAUCGGCCAGACUACUGUCGUUGCUCCUACCUAUCUUGCCGAGACUGCACCAAGGGCUAUUCGAGGUCUCUGUGUCGGUACAUUCGCUGGCUCCGUGUACAUUGGUAUCAUGCUUGCCUACUUUGCCUCCUGGGGCUCGUCCAUCCACAUCUCGUCCAAGACCGACACCCAGUGGCUAGUCCCCAACAGCAUGCACCUCAUGUUCGCCGGUAUCAUUUUUCUCCUCUCUUGGUUUGCCAAGGAGAGUCCUCGUUGGUUGAUCAAGGUUGGUCGCCACGAGGAUGCUCUGAAGAACUUGUCGAUUCUUCGCCAGCUUCCCGAAGACCACCCCUACGUCACUUCUGAGAUUAUGGACAUCAACGACCAGCUCAACCGUGAGCGCGAGGCUACCAUGGGCACCUCCUGGCUCGGCCCAAUCCGUGAGCUAUUCAGCAGCAAGGCCAACCUCUACCGUAUCCAGCUCUCCGUCUUUUCCCAAUUACUCUCUCAGUGGUCCGGCGCGAACAGCAUCACCAUCUACGCACCUCAAUACUUCGCAAUGAUGGGUAAGACUGGCCAAAGCGAGAAGCUCUUUGCCACUGCCAUCUUUGGUGUUGUCAAGUUCGUCAGCUCUAUGCUCUGCGCUUUCUUCCUCAUUGAUUAUAUUGGCCGCAAGCGCUCUCUGUCUACCGGUAUCACACUGCAACUCGUAUCCAUGCUGUACAUGGCCAUCUUCCUGCUCAUCGACACCGGCAUUGGCGAGAAGGGCGCUGUACAAACCUCGAGCCAGAAGCAUGCUGCCAUGGGCGCCAUUGUCAUGAUCUACUUCUCCGGUUUCGGAUGGGCUCUCGGCUGGAACUCGAUCCAGUACCUGAUCAACUCCGAGAUCUACCCUCUCCGUCUCCGUGCGCUCGGUGGCUCCAUUGCCAUGACAUUCCACUUUGUCAACCAGUACGGAAACUCCAAGGCCGUGCCCCUCAUGUUCAUCUCCAUGACCCACGGCGGCACUAUGCUUUUCUUCUCGUGCGUCACUGCCAUUGGUCUUGUUUGGGUCUGGUUCUUUCUCCCAGAGACCUCUGGCAAGUCGCUCGAGUCACUCGACGAGAUGUUCAAUCUGCCCUGGUACCUUAUUGGUCGCAAGGGCGCAGAGCUUACUCGCGGCACUGGCGCCAUGUCUGAGAUUCUCGACCAUGCUGGCGAGAAGGCUACCACAGUCGAGGUGGAGAACGUUGAAACCCAGAACCAUCGCGCUGAAGCCAAGGCGUAG